Molecule: messenger RNA, 2696 nt
Organism: Chara braunii
Lineage: Eukaryota; Viridiplantae; Streptophyta; Charophyceae; Charales; Characeae
Source: the annotation of a GenBank genome assembly
CCAGCAGGCCAAGUGGCAUCACUUUUCAGCCCGCGAACAUGAACUGGCUUGAUCAGUAUGGGUAUCGGACUCCCAUGUAUGUUGGGUCAGAAGAGGAUAAAAAUGCGUUUGUGGAACUCUUAGCUGCAACAGAAGAUCCUACGGAAAAAGAGCUUUUCAUUCAAGAGAAGAAAUCGGAAUUAAGUAACAAAAUGGUAGCCGCAAAAAGACAAGAGUUCGACGAAAAGAAAAGACCGGAGGAAGAAGGGGAGCGACUUCAAAGGCAAUUGCAGGAACAAAAGGCACAAGAACAAAAACCUGCUAUUGACGAUCGACUUUCCCUCAUUACCGAUACACUCCUCCAUACCAAUCAACAACUGGCGGCAUUAACUAAAAAUGUCCAGGGCCUCGAACAGCACCAAUUUGAGUUCGAAGGGGUCUGGAACAACUUCUUGCAAAGAUCCUCACAACAAAUUGACAAACAUAUAGUCACUUGUAUAGAGAGUCUAGAUGAGCAGCUGGCCAAGAGAUUGGCAGAUCCCGCCGUGGCCAAGAAAAUAUUAGGCGGCGGAGGAGGAGGCGGAGGAGACGGAGAUGGAGAUGGCGGAGACGGUGAUAGGAAGGGAAAGGGAAUGAAGCAGGAGGAAACUGGGGAUGUCAGAAAGAUCAAAGUAAAAAUCCCAUGGACGUACACGGGGAAAAAGGACGAAAGUGUCUUACACUGGAUUGCAGCCGUGGAGUCAUACGUCUACGGACAACGCAUUCCGUAUUGGGACCGAGUUCUCAUGGCCAAUUCGUGUACGUUGUCUGGACCGGACGCCGAGCAACACAUCCGUGAUAAUUUUGAUCUUCAGGGGGUUGAAGACCGCCUGAAGAAGUCUAUCACGGCUGUGGAGGUUGUGGCAGCCGGUACAGACGCCUCCAAACUGAUUGCUCAAGUGCGACAGGCUCUAGACCAGUUUGCUUUAAAGCAACUGGAAGAGAUCAUGGAAGCUACUCGCAAGGGGGAAGUAAAACCAAAAACAUCGGUGAAUGGGCGAAGACUGACACUGAAACAGUUCUUGGCGAAAACCAGGGACCAUUUCCUCGACAAGACGGCGGCCAACAAGGCCUUUGACCAGUUGACGUCAAUUGGUCAAAAGCAUUGGAUGUCAAUUGAGGCUUUGUCCCGAGAAGUUGAUCGAUUGUUGCAGGUUCCUGGAUUGAACCUGAAGGACAGCCAAGUGUUGUACAUCUAUUCCCGCGCGUUGCCUGAGCCCAUUCGGGGACACUUAGUCACCGAAGCGAAAUCCGAUAAGUACAACCACAGGCAAUUUCGUGACCUCGCUUUGCAAAGGGAACAAAUGACUUCUCAAGUCAAAAUUUCCUAUGCGGUCGUGGUCAAAUCUGGAGGAGGAGGAGGAAGACAGUAUAAUGGGAAACGAGUUCUCUGGCGACAGAAGCGCCAGGACCACACCCUUGUCGUCUUUGAUGACGACACAGUGGAAAAGUGGCCGAACGAGGAGAAUGAUAACAGCAGUGACUCCGGGAAGGGGGAAGUCACUGCUGUUGUGGCCAAUAAGGGAGGACCACCCAGGACAGAAGGGAAGAAACAAAGAGCGUUUCCAUGGCACCCUGGCAUUGCUGAUGGGAAGCCAUGGAUCGAAAUGGGUAUGACUAGAAAGACUUCGCAGGAGCGCAUGGACAAUGCGCAAUGUCUCAAGCUCUCUGAUCUAUUUGAAGAGCCAACAAGGGUUGUUGACAGUGAGGUCGUCCACGCGAUAGAGAUUAUCCCAGGGUCUAGCAUCCCAAAGGGUAGGAUCUAUCGAAUGUCUCCAGGCGAGCUCGAUGAGCUUCGCCGACAACUCAAGGAACUCAUAGAAAAGGGUUGGAUCCGGCCGAGCGUCUCUCCUUAUGGGUCUCCAGUACCAUUCGUACCUAAGGAGGAGGAGGGAACACUUAGGAUGUGCAUUGACUAUAGGGGCCUCAAUGUCAUCACUGUCAAGAACAGAGAGCCCCUACCGCAGAUCGAUGAUUUGCUAGAUAGAGUGCAAGGGUGUCGAUACUUCAGUAAGAUAGAUCCGAAGUCCGGGUACCAUCACAUUGCAAUCCGGCCCGAGGAUCAACAGAAAACCACCUUUCAGACCAGGUACGGUCUGUACGAGUUUGUGGUGAUGCCUUCCGGCCUUUGCAAUGCUCCUGGCACCUUUCAGCACGCUAUCAAUUGGAUCUUUCACGACUACUUGGAUAAGUUUGUCAGCGUGCACCUCGAUGACAUACUUAUUUUUAGUAAGACUAUUGAGGAGGACGUUGCGCACUUGGACAAAGUCCCGAGUCUUCUGCGACAGCACAAGUUCAAGAUCAACGGUGAGAAGUGUGAGUUUGGCCGCACCCGUGUCUUGUACUUGGGUCAUGAGAUUUCCGCGGAGGGAUUGAAGCCCGAUGACGCGAAGGUGGCCAGCAUUCGUGACUGGCCGCGUCCUCAUUCAGUGACUGAGAUGAGAUCUUUCUUAGGGAUGACUGACUACUAUCGCAAUUUGGUUAAAGACUAUAACAUAGUUGCCGCCCCUUUGACUGAUCUGACCCGCCUUAACACCCCAUGGGAGUGGACCGAGAGAUGCGAGGCUGCUUUCAGACAUUUGAAGCAUGCGUUGACGCAUUACAAGGACUUGUGACUUCCUGAUCCUGAGAAGCCAUUUAUAGUAACGAUGGAUGCUACCCAAUAUGGCAUAGGCGUC